This is a messenger RNA of Rotaria sp. Silwood2, 1674 nucleotides long. Lineage: Eukaryota; Metazoa; Rotifera; Eurotatoria; Philodinida; Philodinidae. The record is from the annotation of a GenBank genome assembly.
AUGGGUAUUUUUAUGAGUAAUCAUGAACAAGAAACACGAGGUUAUUCAAUAAGUCAUGGUGCUAGGGUAGCUAUUCAACUUAAUGACACUCAUCCAGCACUAACUGUUGCUGAAUUAAUGCGUUUAUUAGUCGAUAUUGAAGGUUUAAGUUGGGAUGUUGCAUGGGAUGUAACAAAACGAACAUGUGCAUAUACAAAUCAUACACUUAUGCCUGAAGCUGUUGAACGAUGGUCAGUCAAUUUAUUACAAUAUGUUUUACCACGACAUUUACAAAUUAUUUAUGAUAUUAAUUUACGUCAUCUUCAAGACGUUUCUGCUCGUUUUCCAAAUGAUAAUAAUUAUCUUCGUGAUUUAUCAAUUGUCGAAGAAGGUCGUGAAAAACGUAUUAAUAUGGCUCAUUUAGCUAUUGUUGGAUCUCAUGCAGUUAAUGGUGUUGCAAAAAUUCAUUCUGACCUUCUUAAAGCAACUCUUUUUAAACCAUUUUAUGAAUUAACACCAGAAAAAUUUCAAAAUAAAACUAAUGGAAUAACACCUCGUCGUUGGUUAGUUCUUAGUAAUCCAAAUUUAAGUGAUAUUAUUGCUGAAAAAAUCGGUGAAGAUUGGAUAACAAAUCUUAGUGAACUUAAACGUUUAAAAGACUUUGUUAAUAAUGAAUCAUUUAUACGUGAUAUUCAACAAGUUAAACAAGAAAAUAAACAUCGUUUAGCUGAAUGGCUUCUAAAAGAACAACAUCAACAAAUAAAUCCAAUGUCAUUAUAUGAUAUGCAAGUUAAACGUAUUCAUGAAUAUAAACGACAAUUAUUAAAUGUAUUACAUAUUAUUACAUUAUAUAAUCGUAUCAAAGCAAAUCCAGAUGGAAAAUAUAUACCACGUACUGUUAUGAUUGGUGGAAAGGCUGCACCAGGUUAUCAUAUAGCAAAGAAGAUUAUUAAAUUAGUAAAUAGUGUUAGUAGAGUUGUGAAUAAUGAUCCAAUUAUUGGUGAUCGUCUUAAAGUUGUUUUUCUUGAAAAUUAUCGAGUAACAAUGGCUGAAGCAAUUAUUCCAGCUGCUGAUUUAUCUGAACAAAUAUCACUUGCUGGUAUGGAAGCAAGUGGAACAUCAAAUAUGAAAUUUAUGUUAAAUGGUGCUUUAACAAUUUGUACAUUAGAUGGUGCAAAUGUUGAAAUGGCUGAAGAAGUUGGAAAUGAAAAUAUUUUCAUAUUUGGUAUGACAGUUGAAGAAGUUGAAAAACGUAAAAAAGAAGGAUAUAAUCCAAAACUUUUUUAUGAAAAUAAUGUUGAACUUAAACAAGCUAUUGAUCAAAUUCAAGAUGGAUAUUUUUCACCUGAAAAUCCUGAUUUAUUUCAUGAUAUUGUUAAUAGUUUAUUAAGUGAAAAUGGCGAUCAUUACAUGCUUUUAGCUGAUUAUGAAAGUUAUAUUAAAUGUCAAGACAAAGUGUCCGAACUAUUUAAAGAUCCAAUUGCUUGGACAAAGAAAAGUAUUUUAAAUAUUGCUGCAUCAGGUAAAUUUUCCAGUGAUCGUACUAUAGCUGACUAUGCACGUGACAUUUGGGGUGUUACACCAAAUCAUAUAGCAUUACCACAUCCACAUGAAGGUCGACCUGGUACAAAACAUGAAGGUGAAGCAACUAUUCAUGGUUCAUCAUCUUCACUUAAUGAACAAGGAAAAAAAUAA